UCCCUGUCCCCACGCCCCUUUCUGCAGCACCUGGGCAGGCGUUGCCACAACACGUUCUGACAACUGGGUCUGGCAAGGAAAACCCCAGGGGCAGAGCCUGGUGGGUGGUCCAGGUUCGGAGCCCUAGAGCCUGAGCCCAGGUCUGUGGGAUGUGGCACUUGGUGGCACUCCCAGCCCUAUGGUGGAGGCCCUUAGCCCUCUGGGUGACCCAGGGCCAAAGAAAGAGCACUGGAUUUGGGAGUCCAGACGCCAGAUUCCUCAGCUGCAAUCCCAGGUGGUCUGGGGCCACAGCGCUUCUUUCUGAGGGAUGCAGCAUCCCCUUUUGUAAAGUGGGGCUCAUUCCAUCCUUUCCUGAGAGCUGCUGGGAAUAUCCGGGGAGUAAGAGAGCAGGGAGGGGCUGUGUUGACUCUGAGGGCAGCCAGCACCCACUCUCCCACCAGAUGGGAGCUCCCUGCCAACUCACCCAGCGAUAGAUGGGGCCAGGGAGGCGAGGCGUCUUGGCCCCCCUCUGCAGGUGGAGGGCACCGAGCACCCGCUAUCAGUUCCCUCUUCUCCACCAGAUGUCAUGGAGCUAGAUCUGUCUCCGCCGCAACUCAACAGCUGUUCGGAAGACCCCUGCCCAGCUUCCGGGACCCCUCCCGGGACUCCCCCUGCCCUCGAUGUCCCCAUGUCUGAGGAGGUGACGCGAUCCCAGCCACUGCCCAUCCCAGCCAGCAGGCAUCUCCGGCAGGAGGAGCUGCGGGCCACCUCUCUGCCCUCCAUCCCCAACCCCUUCCCCGAGCUCUGCAGUCCAUCUUCCCAAAGCCCCAUUCUCGGGGGCUCCUCCGGUCCCCGGGGGUUGCGCUCCCGAGAUGCCAGCUGCCUCCACGUGGUGAAGGUGUAUGGCGAAGACGAAUCCUGCCGGUCGGUGGAGGUGGCGGCGGGGGCCACAGCGCGGUAUGUGUGCGAGAUGCUGGUGCACCACGCCCAUGCCCUGAGCGAUGAAAACUGGGGGCUGGUGGAGUACCACCCCCACCUGGCACUGGAGCGGGGGCUGGAGGACCAUGAGUCCGUGGUGGAGGUGCAGGCUGCCUGGCCCGUGGGCGGAGACAGCCGCUUUGUCUUCCGGAAGAACUUCGCCAAGUACGAACUCUUCAAGAACUCCCCACACUCCCUGUUCCCAGAGAAGAUGGUCUCCAGUUGUCUCGAGGACAACCCGGACCUGUCCCAUGAAGACCUCAUCCAGAACUUCCUCAAGGCGGGCAGCUUCCCCGAGAUCCAGGGCUUCCUGCAGCUGCGGGGGACUGGACGCAAGCUUUGGAAACGCCUCUUCUGCUUCCUGCGCCGGUCCGGCCUCUAUUACUCCACCAAGGGCGCCUCCAGGGACCCGCGGCACCUGCAGUACGUGGCAGAUGUGAAUGAGUCCAACGUGUACGUGGUGACCCAGGGCCGCAAGCUCUACGGGAUGCCCACGGACUUCGGCUUCUGUAUCAAGCCCAACAAGCUUCGGAAUGGCCACAAGGGGCUACGCAUCUUCUGCAGCGAGGAUGAGCAGAGUCGCACCUGCUGGCUGGCUGCCUUCCGCCUCUUCAAGUAUGGGAUGCAGCUGUAUAAAAAUUAUCAGCAGGCACAGUCUCGCCACCUCCGUCCAUCCUGCUUGGGUUCCCCACCCUUGAGGAGCGUCUCCGAUAACACUUUGGUGGCCAUGGACUUCUCCGGCCAGGCUGGGCGCGUCAUUGAGAACCCCCGGGAAGCUCUGACUGUGGCCCUGGAGGAGGCCCAGGCUUGGAGGAGUCCCCUCUGUCCCCCACAUCUGCAGAAGAAGACAAACCACCGCCUGAGCCUGCCCACCCCGUUCUCAAGCUCAAGCCUCAGUGCAGCCAUCCACCACACGCAGCCCUGGUUCCACGGACGCAUUUCCCGAGAGGAUAGCCAGCGGCUCAUUGGGCAGCAGGGCCUAGUGGAUGGCCUGUUCCUGGUCCGGGAGAGCCAACGGAACCCUCAGGGCUUCGUCCUCUCUCUGUGCCACCUGCAGAAGGUCAAGCAUUAUCUCAUCCUGCCGGGUGAAGAGGAGGGCCGCCUCUACUUCAGCAUGGAUGACGGCCAGACCCGCUUCACUGACCUCCUGCAGCUCGUGGAGUUCCACCAGCUGAACCGCGGCAUCCUGCCCUGCCCGCUGCGCCACUACUGCACCCACGUGGCCCUCUGACCACCUUAUCAACAGGCUUCUCAGCCCAGCUGCCGCUGCUUACCUCCCAUCGCUCACAGACGGAGCUCAGAGGAUCGGGACCACUGGACGGGCUCCCAACUCCAAGUGCCUUCUCCACUCCCUCCCCUCCCCCCACCGUGUCCAUCCUUAGCGUCUCUACUUAAGGGAAGGUGACGGGUGGCCCUCUCCCCUUCAUGAUGCUUCUGGGAGAUGCUCUGGGGCUGGGCAUUAUGGGAGAAAGGGGGUGCUCCUGGGUGGUUCUAUGCCCCGACUUUGUACAGACUUAGAGGCCAGUUGGUCAGCUGUGUUUUUUAUCAGUGACAAUAAAUAUUAUUUUUUGAUACA
This is a messenger RNA of Echinops telfairi (small Madagascar hedgehog), 2533 nucleotides long. RefSeq names its product growth factor receptor bound protein 7 (gene GRB7). The transcript has 14 exons. Gene Ontology annotation, biological process: signal transduction. Lineage: Eukaryota; Metazoa; Chordata; Mammalia; Afrosoricida; Tenrecidae. The record is from RefSeq and is a predicted model, not a curated record. Bases 566 to 2188 code for a protein of 540 amino acids.